UUUUGAGGUUAGCACAUGGCCAAUCAGAUUCCCUAGGCCCUAGUUUAACUGUACUAUGUACAAUUCUCCACAGAAACAAUGGCUAAAUUUUGUACUUUCUAGAUCUUGACUGUUAUGAUCUAUCCCUAAUUUCCUGGCUGGUUCUGAAUCCCCUUGUAUCACCAAGGAGAUUAGAGAUUGCAAUACUACUUCCAGAGAGGAACCAUGGCAGAGGGUAGUUCUAGUACUCUGUGUCGAAGAUGGUCCCUCAAAGGAAUGACUGCUCUUGUCACCGGUGCAACCAAAGGAAUUGGGCAUGCCAUUGUAGAGGAAUUGGCUGGGCUAGGUGCAACAAUUCAUAUUUGUGCCCGAACCAAAAGCGACAUCGAUGAGUGCUUGAAAAACUGGGAGGCAAAAGGUUAUCAAGUCACUGGGUCAGUUUGUGAUGUUUCUGUCCCAGCUGACCGUGAGGAAUUGAUGAAAACAGUUUCUACUGUUUUUGGUGGAAAGCUCAACAUCCUUGUAAACAAUGCUGGUUUAUACAUAUUUAAAAACACCUUGGACUUCACUGCUGAGGAUCACUCAAAAGUCAUGACAACAACCUUCGAAUCUGCGUAUCAUAUCUCAACACUUGCGCACCCUCUCUUGAAAGCAUCUGGUUCAGGAAAUAUUGUUUUCAUUUCCUCUGUUGCUGGAAUCGUUGCUUUACCUAUGUUAUGCAAUUAUUCAGCUUGUAAAGGAGCAAUAAAUCAAAUUACCAAGAACUUCGCCUGUGAAUGGGCCAAAGACAAGAUUCGUGUCAAUUCCGUCGCACCAUGGCUCACCAGAACUCCACCUAUCGAACAGUUACUGCAAGACAAGGAGUAUGUAGCCAGCGUCAUUGCACGAACCCCGAUCCGUCGCAUAGGAGAACCAGAGGAUGUUUCAUCUCUGGUUGCAUUCCUAUGCCUCCCAGCUGCUUCUUACCUCACUGGCCAAGUUAUUUGUGUAGAUGGCGGAUUUUCAGUCAACGGUUUUCAUCCAUUACAUGACUAGUAGCAGUGAGAAAUUCGAUAUUCCUAUAUUUCAGUAUUUGGUACACCGUACACUACAAUGUUAUUUGUAAUUGUCCCGAUAAAUGAAUCUAGUUCCUUCAUUGCAGUAUAUAGGUGUGCCGAGUAUGUGUGGUGCAGUGAACUGUUUACCA
This is a messenger RNA of Papaver somniferum (opium poppy), 1165 nucleotides long. Its product is annotated as tropinone reductase homolog At5g06060-like. Lineage: Eukaryota; Viridiplantae; Streptophyta; Magnoliopsida; Ranunculales; Papaveraceae. The record is from RefSeq and is a predicted model, not a curated record. The coding region runs from base 205 to 1014 and encodes 269 amino acids. Gene Ontology annotation, molecular function: oxidoreductase activity. The transcript is spliced from 5 exons.